This is a messenger RNA of Aricia agestis (brown argus), 857 nucleotides long. RefSeq lists its product as uncharacterized. Gene Ontology annotation, molecular function: odorant binding; dibutyl phthalate binding. Gene Ontology annotation, biological process: sensory perception of smell; olfactory behavior. The record is from RefSeq and is a predicted model, not a curated record. Gene Ontology annotation, cellular component: extracellular region. NCBI's taxonomy places the organism in Eukaryota, Metazoa, Arthropoda, Insecta, Lepidoptera, Lycaenidae. The transcript has 10 exons. Bases 1 to 840 code for a protein of 279 amino acids.
AUGUCUCACUGGUUAAUAGCGUUGCUCUUAGUGAGUGGAAGUUUCAACUCUAUCUUUUGUGUCACUCGACAACAACUGAAAAACACUGGAAAACUGAUGAAGAAAAAUUGCAUGCCGAAAAAUGAUGUUACUGAAGAGCAAGUCGGUGACAUAGAGAAAGGAAAAUUCAUCGAAGAACGAAAUGUAAUGUGCUAUGUAGCCUGCGUCUACACUAUGACGGGAGUUGUGAAGAAUAACAGGUUAAAUAACGAAGCAGUGACGAAACAAGUGGACAUAUUGUUUCCUCCCGAAAUGAGGGACGCGGUAAAGGCCGCAGCGGAUCACUGUAAAGAUAUCGGGAAAAAGAAUAAAGAUCUCUGUGAAGCUUCUUACUACACCGCCAAAUGUAUGUACGAGUAUGACGCUGAAAAUUUCACAAUGUCACGGAUUGUCUUUUUGUUGAUUUUCGCUGCCAUUCUUUACGGGAGUAAUGCGCUUACCAAACAGCAGCUGAAAAAUUCCCUGAAGAUGAUCAAAAAACAAUGUAUGAGUAAGAACGACGUAACAGAUGAUUUAGUUGGAGACAUUGAUAAGGGCAAGUUUAUAGAGCAGAAACCCGUCAUGUGCUACAUAGCCUGUAUAUACCAGAUGACACAAGUAAUCAAAAACAACAAGCUGAACUAUGAGUCAACACUGAAGCAGAUUGAUCUGAUGUAUCCGCCUGAGCUGAGGGGACCUGUGAAAGAAGCCUUAGAAAAAUGCAAAGAUGUUGCUACAAAAUACAAGGAUGUCUGCGAGGCAUCUUUCUGGACAGCCAAAUGUGUGUACGACACCGACCCCAAGAAUUUCAUCUUUGCUUAAAUAAAUUGUAACCAUUA